Molecule: messenger RNA, 1416 nt
Organism: Adineta steineri
Lineage: Eukaryota; Metazoa; Rotifera; Eurotatoria; Adinetida; Adinetidae
Source: the annotation of a GenBank genome assembly
AUGGCAAUGGCAAACAACAAAACACAAUGUUUCACAUGUAAUAAAGAAAAAAUCACAUAUCCUUGUGAAGGAUGUUCAAAAAGAUUUUGUUUAAUACAUUUAACUGAACAUCAACAAAUAUUAAAUCAGGAAUUAAAUCAUAUUAUUAAUGAUUAUGAUCAAUUUAAACAGACAAUUAAUGAACAAAAACAAAAUCUACAAAAUCACUCAUUAAUAGAACAAAUUGAUGAAUGGGAAAGAAACUCAAUCGAAAUAAUUCGACAAAAAGCACAAGAUUGUAGAAAAUCUCUCAUUGAAUCAUCACAGACAUUUAUUAAUGAGAUUGAAAUGAAAUUUGAUGAUUUAUCUGAACAAAUAAAACAAAUAUAUAACAAAAAUGAAUUUAAUGAAAUUAAUUUAGAAUAUUUAACAAAUCAAUUAAUAGAAAUUACACAAGAAUUAAAUAAUCCAUUAAAUAUUUUUAUUCAACAAGGUUCACAACCAUUUAUUAGUGAUAUUUCCAUUAUUUUAUCAAAAAAACCAAAAUGGAAUAAAUGGAAACAAGAUGCCAUCACUGUGGCUGGUGGAAAUGGAAAAGGACCGGAAUUAAAUCAACUCAAUCGCCCUGCAGAAAUCUUUAUUGAUGAAAAGAAAAAUAUUUUCAUUGCUGAUCAGGAUAAUCAUCGUAUUGUUGAAUGGAAGUACGACGCAAAAGAAGGACAAAUCAUUGCAGGUGGAAAUGGCCAAGGAAUUCGAAUGGAUCAAUUGAAUUGUCCAACAGAUAUGAUUGUUGAUCAACAAACUCAUUCGAUUAUCAUUGCUGACUGGAAGAACAGACGAGUGAUUCAAUGGCUGAAUCAAAAGCAACAAAUUCUGAUUGAGAAUAUUCACUGUUAUAGCUUGAUAAUGGAUAAACAUGGUUUUCUUUAUGUUUCUGAUGAGAAGAAGAAUGAAGUGAGACGAUGGAAAAUGGGAGAAUAUAACAAUGAAGGAAUUGUAGUGGCAGGUGGAAAUGGAAAAGGAGAUCAACUCAAUCGACUUAGUUUUCCUGGUUUUAUCUUUGUCGACGAAGAUCAGUCUGUUUAUGUAUCAGAUAGAGACAAUCAUCGUGUGAUGAAAUGGAGAAAAGAUGCAAGAGAAGGAAUAGUUGUGGCUGGAGGAAAUGGUCAAGGAGCAAAUCUCAAUCAAUUGUUUUUUCUCGAAGGAGUCAUUGUUGAUCAUUUGGGUCAAAUCUAUGUGGCGGAUUUAGGGAAUCAUCGAAUAAUGCGUUGGUGUGAAGGAAAAAAAGAAGGUGAAAUUGUUGUUGGUGGAAAUGGUGAAGGAAAUCAAUCAAAUCAAUUGAAUAGUCCCACUGGUCUAUCUUUUGAUGAUGAAGGAAAUCUUUAUGUUGCUGAUUAUCGUAAUCAUCGAAUUCAAAAAUUUGGAAUAACUUUGUGA